Molecule: messenger RNA, 891 nt
Organism: Annulohypoxylon maeteangense
Lineage: Eukaryota; Fungi; Ascomycota; Sordariomycetes; Xylariales; Hypoxylaceae
Exons: 3
Coding region: 132-731 (199 amino acids)
Source: RefSeq, a predicted model, not a curated record
AUCGAUUUCUCGGAAAAGGUGCCUAGAGGCAUCUACGUAGCUAGAUAUUUAUCUAUGAAGGCAACCUUAAACAGGCCGAGAUCGCCCGAACAAAGGUCUGCCUUGCCUGCCUAGGACGCCCCAUUCGGUAGAUGAGGCUCAAUCCUUCCAUAUAUAUUGACCCCAAAUUUAUUCCCCGGAGUUUUAGGUAUGAGGCUGUGUCCAAAUUCAAAUUCCUCCUAUUCCUUCACUUUUCAAUUUCCACAUUAGCUGCAGCCAUGGCCACAUUUACAGUUGAACCUGUGUAUAAAGGUCCCGGAAACAUUAUUAAGCCGGCUCAAUUUUUGAUUGACAAGGACCUCACCAUCCGCGGUCUGAAGGAAAAGAUCAUCCACAGCUUUGAACUGCAGCAUCCAACCAAGAUUCUGAUUCAUGGCCUACUUGAAAAGGUGCCCGAGAAUGCGCUUGCGUUGAACCAUAUUUCCGGGGGAAAGAUUCGUUUCGUGGCAAGCAAUGAUGAACAUGCAAAUGAGGAAGAGGCGCCGAAGGGGCCAAAAACGCAGCAAAUGCAUAAACUCUUCGUGGGUAAAAACAAGACGUACAAGAAUGGGAAGCAAGUAAACCUUAUCCAAGGUCAAGUCGAAUCUGAGAGAGCCGUGGAUGCGAAUGCCUCCGAGAAUGAGGCACACGAUGAUUCGAUUCAGAAGAAUGUCAUAUCCUUUCUACCAGUAGCUAUCUCCCUCGACUUUUGAAUAUGGAUGUGAUUGGGAGAAUGCCUUGCACGAGGCUUUGGUGGGCUUACGUUAUUACCUAACUUAGAAAUUAGAUACAUACAAGGAGCCCUACCUAAGAGAGAGUUAGUCCAAUGAAAUUAUAUCUGUUCAGUAUACUAGGAUCUGAGUCAUUGCCGAG